AUGUAAACAGUAGCGUGCUCGCCUCCAUGGAUCAAGUACGCAGAAAGUGUUGAGUGUUUGAUGAAUUCCCGUGUUGUGAGAACUAAGGUGUAACAAGCCUCCAGUUAGUCAAGAUGGUUGAAACUAUGGAGGUGUCAAGAUUAUCAGGAGGAGAAGAAGAUGAGGAACCCAUAACUGUGCUGACGGAGGCCCGUCACCUGGAGACAAUCACGGCUCCCAACACGGCAGCACACUCAUGGAGACUGAAGGAACGAAUGAAAACAGUUAGUGUAGCAUUGGUGUUGUGUUUAAAUAUCCCAGUAGAUCCACCAGACAUUGUGAAGACACAGCCAUGUGCCCGUCUAGAGGCAUGGAUAGAUCCUCUCUCAAUGCCUCCACCAAAGGCUAUUGAAGCUAUUGGAAACAGCUUACAAAAGGCAUAUGAACGCUGGCAGCCAAGAGCGCGCUACAAGCAGUCACUUGACCCCACAGUUGAAGAAGUUAAGAAACUGUGCACGUCACUCCGUAGGAAUGCCAAAGAAGAGAGAGUUCUUUUUCAUUAUACUGGGCAUGGUGUUCCUAAACCUACUUCAAACGGAGAAAUUUGGGUAUUCAAUAAGAGUUAUACACAAUACAUCCCCCUAUCCAUAUAUGAGCUGCAAACAUGGAUGGGUGCACCUUCCAUAUAUGUUUAUGACUGCUCAAAUGCUGGUAUUAUUGUCAAACUUUUUGAGCAGUUUGCAGAGCAACAUGAAGAAGAAUGGAAGCAUAAAGGCACCAGUGGGGGUAGCAGUCCUCCACCUCCGUCCUUCCGUCAGUGCAUUCAGCUUGGGGCAUGUGGAGCCAAGGAGAUCCUCCCCAUGAACCCAGACCUUCCUGCCGACAUGUUCACAGCUUGCCUCACCACCCCAAUCAGCAUGGCGGUGAGGUGGUAUCUCUUGCAGAAUAAGGGCAAGCUUCUACAAGGCCUUAAUCUUGAUAUAGUAGACAACGCCUCGAGUUGCAAAGCAGACUUGGUGCGAGAAGAGGGCUAUAAAUAUUUCCUGAAAGUUCUAGCUGAUCCGUCAAUGCCUGCUGAGCAUCGUACCAUGGCAGCAUUUGUGCUGGGUGUCAUUGUGUGGGAACACCCCGAAGGACAACGGGUGGCUCUGCAGGGUUCUCUUAUGCCAUUGUGUCUAGAGCAAGUGACAGAUCCACACCCACCUCUUAGGCAGUGGGCCACACUCUGCCUGGGCCGCACAUGGCACCAUCACCCGGAUGCAAGAUGGGCUGCAACUCGUGACAAUGCCCAUGAAAAGCUGCACACACUUCUGUCAGAUCCUGUACCAGAGGUACGUGGAGCAGCAGUCUUCUCCUUGGGAACAUUUGUGAGCAGUCUGGCUAGUCAUGAGAGGACUGACCAUGCCCGUGCCAUAGACCACACCAUUGCCAUAACUCUAGCCAAUACUGUCACUCAUGACGGCUCUCCACUUGUCAGACGAGAGUUGGUAGUUGCCUUGCAAUAUCUCAUCCAGAUGUAUGAAAGCUCCUUCCUCACAGUAGCACGGCAAUAUUUUCGUGAAGAGAUGGUUGAUCUUUCACCCCAGUCACUGACAUCUUCUACUGAUAGCAUAAUGUCGCCAUCAAAUAGCAUCAGUCGUGUGUUUACACGUCAGGGGGGAAGACAUGUCACAUCCCCUAAUCAGACAUUAGGGACAAGUCCAGACACCUCCCUCACUGACUAUGGCCCUAUGUCACCAGUAGGAGUGAAAAGGACGGCAUCAACACAUUCUAUAUCUUCCCUAGGGUGCACCAAUGUCUUUUCAGGGGUCAGUACUCUGUCUUAUAGUGGAAUGUAUUGCAAACUGUGGCAGACACUCAUUACACUGGAACGGGAUCCAUUCCCUGCUGUAGCCUCAAUGGCAAAGACAGUAGUAGAUUAUGUUAGAAACAAAAUUGUAACUGGCUCAAGAGAUAUAAUGGAACAAAAGGUAGAAUCUGCUCCAGGUACCCCAGUCAAUAAACCUAUUUUCUUGCCUGGGGAAUCACCUCCAUCAACCAUAGAGACCUCUACACCAACACGCUCAAGAUCAAGGAACCAUUUGAAUAACCAUCCUACAAGAGCUGGUCUCUUAUUGAGUUGGGAGCAGGAUACCACAACCUUAGUUACUGGAGGUGACUCUCGAACUGUCAGGCUCUGGGAUUUACAAGCAGAGCGUAGGACAAUGGAGUUACCAACUGGGGGAGAUAGUACAUCAUUUAUCACGGCAUUACAUUCUCACCAAGCUGGACCUUGGAUUGUGGCUGGAUUUUCUGAUGGUUACGUUCGAUUACUUGAUCGUCGCCUCCCUAGUAACCGUGCUGUCGUGCAACGGUGGCGAGAACAUAGCUCUUGGCUCAUCAGUGCACAUUUGCUUAAUGCAUCACAGGCCACUACAAAAAUUAUCACAGGAGUUGUCUCUGGAGAGGUGAGGUUAUGGGACAUGAGACAGUCAAAUUCUGUCCAGGUGUGUGCUCCAAAUCAAGAAAUGACUGCCAUGGCCACCCAUGCUAAUGCUCACCUUUUUGCCACGGGGUCAGUAAAUCAGGUGAUUGGUGUUCACCACGCAAGUGGCUCAUCAGUGAAUGUAAUCAAGUAUCAUGAAGGUUUCAUGGGGCAGCGCAUAGGACCUGUGUCUUGCCUGGCCUUCCAUCCUCGGAGAGUCCUUCUUGCAGCUGGCACAACUGACAGUUACAUCACAGUCUACGGACUGUCUCGAAGAUAGUGUAAAUUACACCUAGGUGAUGCUGUAAGCAUAAUUCAUAAAAAGGAUAGAUUGUUCCUUGAUUUUUAUCUAUGGAGCCAUAUUUUAAAGGCAUUAUGAAUAAUAAGACUCAAAGUACUUGAGAAAACCCAGUGUAGACAGUAUUUUGUGAUGAAAACAAAUAUACCAGGGAUGCAGUAGGCUUUACCCAGGAUACCUGUAGAAAUGGAAUGUAAGAGAACUUAACAUGCUUGACAAACAUUGCUGAUUUUACAUGUUCAUACUCCUCCUUGGAAGUAGAAGCCAGUGAAGUACUUUCAAUUUUGCAUCAGGAAUUAGUAAAUCAGCAUGUGAACUGUGUUGGUGAAAGAGUUGUGCACAUGAUAGCACACCUAUCUCAUAAACACAAUAUAGAAUUUUUUUAGUUAGAAAGUGUACAGAUUUAAUGUUGCUCAUUAAUGUAUAUAUACAACAAAUAUAUUACUGCCAGACCCAUUUGUAAUCAACAAAAUGGAGUUACUGUACAUUACAAAAUUACCUUAGUAGUUAAUGUUAAAAUAGAGACAUGGGAGAUGUAAGUGCUUUCAUUAUCAUGAGAAGGGCCUCUGUUGGAAGAGGUAUGAUAUCUCACCUUAACUCUAUAUAUUGCCUUUUUAUUUAUUAUUUUUUCUUGUUUGCUAAUCUUUCUCCUAUGUAACAUGGCAUGAAGAAGAGUUCCCUGAUAUCUUAAAGAUAUUUAUAUCAGUAAAAAAUAUAUGCAAAUUGUUUUAGAAAUAAAGAAAUUGAUAGAACCCCAGUACUCUGAGGUUACCAGCUAUAAGCCUAAUGGAAAUAUGUAUAAAAGAUAAAUACAAUUUACUGUAUAACACUAUGUUGUGUGUAAGGGUAUGUGUGUGUAUGCUUAUGCCUGAUUACUGCAGGAUUCUUUUGUGUGAUUACAUAUAUGUGUCCAUGCUUGUGUUUAUUAAAAUGUGUGUGUGUGUUUGUGUGUAUAUUUGUGUGUAUGAGUGUGUUGGAGAUACAGAAUAGUAAACUUUAUUACAUUUUACAUAUGGAAAUUAUUCAAAGAAUCAUAUUUUAGUAUAUGUUUAUGUUACUUGGUAUCAUCAUUAUUACUGUAAUUAACGAUUUUUCAUAUAA
Penaeus chinensis is the source of this 3842-nucleotide messenger RNA. RefSeq names its product regulatory-associated protein of mTOR-like (gene raptor). The record is from RefSeq and is a predicted model, not a curated record. Lineage: Eukaryota; Metazoa; Arthropoda; Malacostraca; Decapoda; Penaeidae. The coding region runs from base 114 to 2723 and encodes 869 amino acids. Gene Ontology annotation, cellular component: TORC1 complex; cytoplasm. Gene Ontology annotation, biological process: regulation of autophagy; cellular response to starvation; TORC1 signaling. The transcript has 18 exons. Gene Ontology annotation, molecular function: protein binding; protein-macromolecule adaptor activity.